GGGCUUGGUAACUUGGUUGUUGGUUAAUUUUAUAGCAUUUCGCUUGAAAGAUUUUGUUUAUGUUCAUUGAAAAGAUCAAAUAAAAAUAGAAAGUACCAGUCUAGAAUCUAAAAAAAUACCUCAAAAUGACUAUUGGGAAGAACAACAAAAUGAUCCAGCACCUGAACUACAGGGUGCGGAUCGUACUCCAAGAUUCGCGGACAUUCAUUGGUACCUUCAAGGCCUUUGACAAACACAUGAAUUUGAUACUAGGGGACUGUGAGGAGUUCAGGAAAAUAAGACCGAAAAAUACCAAGUUACCUGAGCGAGAAGAGAAACGUGUUUUGGGAUUUGUGUUGCUGAGAGGAGAAAAUAUCGUCUCGUUGACAGUUGAAGGUCCUCCACCUCCAGAAGAAGGUCUUCCCAGAGUACCUAUUCCUGGGGCUGCUCCUGGACCUGGUAUGGGACGUGCUUCUGGUCGUGGUGUUCCCGUAAAUAUCUCUUCAGUUCCUGCUGGUCUCCAGGGUCCAGUGCGAGGAGUUGGUGGACCAUCACAGCAGCAUAUGGCUCCCUUGGGUCGUGGAGUCCCACGGAACCCAAUGAUGGGAGCCCCGCCACCGGGUAUGAUGCCCGGCAUGCCACCAAUGCCAGCGAAUAUGGGUCGGGGUGCACCACCACCAAUGCGAGGUCCACCACCCGGAAUGAUGCGUGGAGGUCCUCCACCCGGCCGAGGUGGAUACUGAAAACUUUCGAGUUUAACUUUUUAUAAUUUCUAUAAUCUUAAACGUCUUUACGCCGUAAUAUUGUGUGUAAUUCUGAAAUAAAUUUAAAUAAAGUGGAUUUAUCGUAGAA
Eupeodes corollae is the source of this 831-nucleotide messenger RNA. RefSeq names its product small nuclear ribonucleoprotein-associated protein B (gene SmB). Lineage: Eukaryota; Metazoa; Arthropoda; Insecta; Diptera; Syrphidae. The record is from RefSeq and is a predicted model, not a curated record. Gene Ontology annotation, cellular component: U4 snRNP; U5 snRNP; U2-type prespliceosome. Gene Ontology annotation, molecular function: RNA binding. Gene Ontology annotation, biological process: mRNA splicing, via spliceosome. The transcript has 3 exons. Bases 126 to 722 code for a protein of 198 amino acids.